Haemonchus placei is the source of this 1449-nucleotide messenger RNA. The record is from the annotation of a GenBank genome assembly. Lineage: Eukaryota; Metazoa; Nematoda; Chromadorea; Rhabditida; Trichostrongylidae.
AUGAUCAUCAGUCGCCCAGGAGAUGAUAAGAAAUCUAAGAAGGCUGAAGAUGUUCGAAAGAAGCCUGUGACAGAGGAAUUGGUUGUUGGCUCUACUGAUUCCGGUAGCGAUGUUGGUUCCACUCCAGGUUCUCCGAAUGAUGAGCUUGCGAAACGUAGGGAAAUAUUGCUGAAAAAAAUGAAUGCAAAGAAAACAACCGCUGCCAAGACACCAGAAAUGGAACCCAAAAAGAAAGGAAAGCAAGCACGUGUUUGGGAGCUCUCGGGGGAUGUAAAGAACAAUACAAACCUUGAUUAUUCUGGUGACAAGAACAAGGAGCAACCAAAUGGUCGUGAAGAGGAGGAUCUCGCGUUCAUCAAUGAGCAGCGCAAAUUUGUCGGUCGAUCUGCUCAACUCCAAGGAUUUUCGGACGGAGAGGAUGACAGUGCAGAAGAAUUAUGCCGCAAGUUGAACCGACUUCACUCUCUCAAGCCUUUUAGGAUUGUUGCGGCAGCACAGACCAAAGGAUCCUGGUUUGGCGCAUUCAAAAAUUUGGUGGGCAACAAACAAAUUUCUGCUGAGGAUAUUGAGCCGGUCCUUGAGACUAUGCGGGAAAAUCUCAUACUGAAAAAUGUUGCUGCGGAGCCAGCAGAUAAGAUAUGCCGAUCUGUUGCUCGCAAGUUGGAGGGUAAAGUUGUAAGCACCUUCAGUCGAGUCAGUUCGGAAGUGAGGGAAGCCGUCAGAGAAUCUCUCACUCAGCUGCUCACUCCUAAACGUCGUGUCGAUAUCUUGCGCGACAUUGUUGAGGCGAAAAGUGAGGGCCGUCCUUACGUCGUUGUUUUCUGCGGAGUUAACGGAGUCGGGAAAAGUACGAACUUGGCUAAGAUUACGUUCUGGCUAAACGAGAACAAUCAUCGCGUGUUAAUCGCCGCAGGUGACACCUUCCGUGCAGGUGCCGUUGAACAGUUGCGCACUCACACAAAACAUCUCAAUGCCCUCCAUCCUAACUCCGUUCAGCUCUUCGAACAAGGCUACGGAAAGGACUCUGCAAGUCUGGCGGCUGCCGCGAUUGGAAUAGCUGCUGAGCGUGCCAUUGAUGUUGUCUUAGUGGAUACUGCUGGGCGGAUGCAGGACAACGAGCCAUUAAUGAGAGAACUAGCGAAGUUGAUAAGAGUGAAUGAACCAGAUCUGGUCCUUUUUGUUGGUGAAGCUCUUGUUGGAAAUGAGGCUGUGGAUCAACUAGUGAAGUUUAAUCAGGCUCUUGCCGACAACGCUACACCGGGUGCAACACCACGCUUAAUUGACGGCAUAGUUUUGACGAAAUUUGAUACGAUUGAUGACAAGGUUGGUGCUGCUGUUUCGAUGGCCUAUAUUACUGGUCAACCUAUCGUUUUUGUCGGGUGCGGACAGACAUACUCGGAUCUUCGCACUCUUAAUAUCGGUGCAGUAGUUUCUGCUCUCCUUAAGUAA